CUUGUGCGCUGUGCCUCGUCUUGCGCCUGCCUCGCCUCAUAACAAACCCCCCCAUCACCACUAACUGCGGUGACUGCCAGUCUACUGUUUGACACAUGGCAUCUUCUACCUCUUCCUGCUAUUUGCUUCUCCAUUGUUUCCUGCAAUAAUCCGACUUUGAUCCUCUUCAUGAUUACCAUCAUCCCCUAAAGGCUCUUGCAGGGGUCGUCUAAACUUCAUCCCACCAACCCAAACCAUCAAGCCAUUCGCCUCCCGAGCACUGUCCCUUCUCCUUCACUAUGGAUGAAGCCAUCGCCACUGUCGUCUCCGUCUGUGGGACAACCCCAGAACUGGCCUCGCAAUAUGUACAGCUUGCGGACGGAGAUCCCAAUCAAGCAGUCCAGCUAUUCUUCGAAAAUGGCGGUGCCGACCUGGCAGGUAAUUCCUCUCGCCCUCCUCCACCUCCACCACCUUCCUCCGAUAACCGCAUGCCUGGCGGACCGCUGAACCCCAUCGACGCCGAUGCCGAAGAUAAUAUCUCCGACGACAAUGAUCCGGAAAUUACUGGUUUUCGGAAGAUUCCACACAGAGAUACUUCUUCGGGAACUGCACGAGAGACAGAUUACGAGGAUGACGAGGCUAUGGCACGGCGAUUGCAGAAUGAGAUGUACGGUGAAGGCGCCAUGGAGGAUAUCGUGCGGGCUCCCAUUGCCCGACAGGCAGAGACUUUGGUGGGACCAGGAUCAAACGUCACCCCCAUGACCGCUAGUUCAUAUUCCUCGAUCGUGGAAGAGCGCAUGCGAGCCCUUGAAAGAAGGAGAUUACAAGCACGGGCGGGAAUUUUCAAUCAACAACAGCCGACUUCCAUCUGGGACCAAGAAGUGAUCAACGCGAGUCGCCCAGACGCUCUUGCAGAGUCCACUGGGGGAGCAUCAGAGGCCUCUGCGAGGUCAAAUCGGCUUGCCAGGCUCUUUCAACCCCCUUGGGAUCUAAUGUACAAGGGAAAUUGGGAGGGCGCAAGAGAUGAGGGUAAGGAACACAAGAAAUGGUUACUGGUAGAUAUCCAGGACCCUUCAAUCUUUGACUGCCAGGCCUUGAAUCGCGAUAUUUGGAAGAACGAAGGUAUUGUGGAAACGGUCAAGGAGAAUUUCAUCUUUCUGCAAUACAACAGGGACGAUCCGAGGGCUUCGCAAUACAUCCAAUAUUACUUUCCAAGCUACGAGGUGCAGAGUGAAUACCCUCAUGUCGCCAUCGUCGAUCCACGAACAGGGGAACAAAUCAAACUCUGGUCGCGCAAGGUUCCCUCACCACCUGAAUUUCUCAUGCAACUGCACGAAUUCCUGGAUCGAUACAGCCUCGACAACAACGCCCGAAAUCCUGUAGCCAAGCGCAAGUCUGAGGCCAAAAAAGAGAAACCUGUUGAUCAACUCACCGAAGAGGAGAUGCUGGAACGGGCGCUGCAGGCUAGUCUGGCUACCCAAAAUCAAGAGCACAGAACCCCGCCGGCAGAAGAUCCUGACGAUCUCACGCGAAGCGUUGGAGAUGUCCGAGGCGCAGAAAUGCCAGAAAUUGCCAGUGCAAUGGACAUUGACCAGAACGGCGCAGAAGAAACAGCGGAGUCGACUGCAUUUGCCCAAAUCCCGUCCGACCGCCCUCACACAGAGCCACCCGCCGGACCAGGCGUGACGCGAGUACAAAUUAGACACCCAGGCGGUCGCGUUGUUCGACGGUUUGCAGAACAAGAUCCUGUGCAGCGGAUCUAUGAGUAUCUCAAGGCGGAACCGCUUGAGGGCAAGGAAGGAACAGCAUUUGACCUCGUGUCAAUGGGCAAGAACCUCAUGGAUGUCCGACACGAGUCGAUCGAAGGUGCAGGUCUGAAAAACGGAACGGUCAUGGUGGAAUACUUGGAGUAAUGACGAGACUGGUGGACUCGGAAGCACUCGUAGACAGGCAUUGCAAGGCGUUAUCAAUCUUGCUGCUACUUGAUGAUACCACCGACCGUGACCCUGGCAUGGGUUUGGUGCAUGGAGGUGCUUGGGAACGAGGCGGCUGAGCUUGUAAUCUACAAUCCGCAAGAUGAAAUGAGAAGACGGAACAGAUCGUGAAAGUGUUUCCAAGAUCCUUGUAACGUCCAUCUUCAGUG
Cladophialophora immunda is the source of this 2122-nucleotide messenger RNA. RefSeq lists its product as uncharacterized. Lineage: Eukaryota; Fungi; Ascomycota; Eurotiomycetes; Chaetothyriales; Herpotrichiellaceae. Gene Ontology annotation, biological process: proteasome-mediated ubiquitin-dependent protein catabolic process. The record is from RefSeq and is a predicted model, not a curated record. Gene Ontology annotation, cellular component: nucleus. The transcript is spliced from 2 exons. Gene Ontology annotation, molecular function: ubiquitin binding. The coding region runs from base 279 to 1892 and encodes 537 amino acids.